AGCGCACGAGGAGAGGCGGCACGGGCCGGAGCCGCGGAGGGAGGCGGCGGCGGCGGCCGCGGAGGAGGGGGCGGCCCCGCGGCCCCGCGUCCGCGUCACGUGGUGCGAGGCGGGCAGCCAUCUUGCUACAAACACAAACACAGAGGAGCGGCCGCCGCGGGAGCGCCAGCGUCCCCUCCCCCGCCGCCGCCGUCCCCGGCCCCAGCCCGCCGCGCGCCGCCCACGCCCCGGACCGGACCCUUGCGCCGCCCGCGACUGUGGCGUCCUGGAGUUGAUGGGAGCUGCAGCACCAAGCCGGGCCAGCCUCCCUCUCAGCCAGUGACAACAGCUCUGCAGCGCCUGGACCCCGCCUACCCGCCUGAGUCCUCUGCCCGGGGCCCCAGGGAUGCGCCUCAUCCUGAGAGUCCCCUCCAUCGUCCCUUAGAGGAACAGGCUGCUGCUGCACCCCCACCAGCCUCCAUUGCCCUGACCUUAUUUCCACCUGAUGGUGCCAGAGGCUGCUUCCCAUCCGGGUCUUUCCCAGAUGUGAAGGUCGCUCCCAGGCUCUACUGAGGCCAGACCAAUUCCCAGUGGCUUGGGGACCCUCGUUCACUCCAGCACCAGCCCCUGCCCUCCUGCUUCCUGGGCCAGGCUGCCAGGUCUUUCACCGUCUGGACUCAUCUCUGGGUAACUCAUGGUGUGAGUGGCCACGUGGCUGGCUUAGGUGUUUAGAGAGUGAACGCCAGGUCCCUUCCUCCCCACCCCCGGCCUCUCAGAAACACGCCCAGCCCCACGAUGGCAGCAGAGACACUCAACUUUGGGCCUGAGUGGCUCAGGGCCCUGUCUGGGGGCGGCAGCGUGGCCUCCCCACCCCCGUCCCCUGCCAUGCCCAAAUACAAGUUGGCUGAUUACCGCUAUGGACGAGAGGAGAUGCUGGCCCUCUACGUCAAGGAGAACAAGGUCCCAGAAGAGCUGCAGGACAAGGAGUUUGCCGCGGUGCUGCAGGACGAGCCACUGCAACCCCUGGCCCUGGAGCCGCUGACUGAGGAGGAACAGAGAAACUUCUCCCUGUCAGUGAACAGUGUGGCUGUGCUGAGGCUGAUGGGGAAAGGGGCUGGCCCCCCCCUGACUGGCACCUCCCGAGGCAGGGGCAGCACGCGGAGCCGAGGCCGUGGCCGCGGUGACAGCUGCUUUUACCAAAGAAGCAUCGAAGAAGGCGAUGGGGCCUUUGGACGAAGCCCCCGGGAGAUCCAGCGCAGCCAGAGCUGGGAUGACAGAGGCGAGAGGCGGUUUGAGAAGUCAGCAAGGCGGGAUGGAGCACGAUGUGGGUUUGAGGAGGGAGGGGCUGGCCCAAGGAAGGAGCAUGCCCGCUCAGACAGCGAGAACUGGCGCUCCUUACGGGAGGAGCAGGAGGAGGAGGAGGAGGGCAGCUGGAGGCUUGGGGCAGGGCCCCGGCGAGAUGGCGACCGCUGGCGCUCCGCCAGCCCUGAUGGCGGUCCCCGCUCUGCUGGCUGGCGGGAACAUGGGGAACGGAGGCGCAAGUUUGAAUUUGAUUUGCGAGGGGAUCGAGGCGGGUGUGGUGAAGAGGAGGGGCGGGGAGGGGGAGGCAGCUCUCACCUGCGGCGGUGCCGAGUGCCUGACGGCUUUGAGGAGGACAAGGAUGGGCUCCCAGAGUGGUGCCUGGACGAUGAGGAUGAAGAAAUGGGCACCUUUGAUGCCUCUGGGGCCUUCUUGCCUCUCAAGGUAUCUGCGAGGAGGCAAGGGUGGGAACCUGCCCUGCUGGGGUCCUCUUCCUCCCCACCCACCCAGCUGUUCUCUGCCCCCCACCCCCACCCCAUGCAGAAGGGCCCCAAGGAGCCCAUUCCUGAGGAGCAGGAGCUGGACUUCCAAGGGCUGGAGGAGGAGGAGGAGCCUUCCGAAGGGCUAGAGGAAGAAGGGCCUGAGGCGGGUGGGAAGGAGCUAACCCCACUGCCUCCGCAGGAAGAGAAGUCCAGCUCCCCGUCCCCACUACCCACCCUGGGCCCACUCUGGGGGACAAACGGGGAUGGGGACGAAGCUGCAGAGAAAGAGCCCCCAGUGGCUGAAGAUGAUAUUCGGGGGAUCCAGCUGAGUCCCGGGGUGGGCUCCCCUGCUGGCCCACCCGGAGAUCUGGAGGAUGAUGAAGGCUUAAAGCACCUGCAGCAGGAGGCGGAGAAGCUGGUGGCCUCCCUGCAGGACAGCUCCUUAGAGGAGGAGCAGUUCACGGCUGCCAUGCAGACCCAGGGCCUGCGCCACUCUGCAGCCGCCACUGCCCUCCCACUCAGCCAUGGAGCUGCCCGGAAGUGGUUCUACAAGGAUCCGCAGGGCGAGAUCCAAGGCCCCUUCACGACACAGGAGAUGGCAGAGUGGUUCCAGGCUGGCUACUUCUCCAUGUCGCUGCUGGUGAAGCGGGGCUGUGAUGAGGGCUUCCAGCCGCUAGGCGAGGUGAUCAAGAUGUGGGGCCGUGUGCCCUUUGCCCCAGGUCCCUCACCACCCCCACUGCUGGGAAACAUGGACCAGGAGCGGCUGAAGAAACAGCAGGAGCUGGCCGCAGCUGCCUUGUACCAGCAGCUGCAGCACCAGCAGUUUCUUCAGCUGGUCAGCAGCCGCCAGCUCCCACAAUGCGCGCUUCGAGAAAAGGCAGCUCUGGGGGACCUGACGCCACCGCCGCCGCAGCAGCAGCAGCAGCAGCAGCUCACGGCAUUCCUGCAGCAGCUCCAGGCGCUCAAACCCCCCAGAGGCGGGGACCAGAACCUGCUCCCGACGAUGAGCCGGUCCUUGUCGGUGCCGGAUUCGGGCCGCCUCUGGGACGUACAUACCUCAGCCUCAUCACAGUCAGGUGGUGAGGCCAGUCUUUGGGACAUACCAAUUAACUCUUCGACUCAGGGUCCAAUUCUAGAACAACUCCAGCUACAACAUAAAUUCCAGGAGCGCAGAGAAGUGGAGCUCAGGGCGAAGCGGGAAGAAGAGGAACGCAAGCGCCGGGAGGAGAAGCGCCGCCAGCAGCAGCAGGAGGAGCAGAAGCGGCGGCAAGAGGAGGAAGAGCUGUUUCGGCGCAAGCAGGUGCGGCAGCAGGAGCUGUUGCUGAAGUUGCUACAGCAGCAGCAGCAGGCAGUCCCCGUGCCCCCCGCGCCCAGCUCCCCGCCCCCACUCUGGGCUGGCCUGGCCAAGCAGGGGCUGUCCAUGAAGACACUCCUGGAGUUGCAGCUGGAGGGCGAGCGGCAGCUGCACAAACAGCCCCCACCUCGGGAGCCAGCUCGGGCCCAGGCCCCCAACCACCGAGUGCAGCUUGGGGGCCUGGGCACUGCCCCCCUGAACCAGUGGGUGUCUGAGGCUGGGCCGCUAUGGAGCGGGCCAGACAAGAGUGGGGGCGGCAGCAGCGGCCUGGGGCUCUGGGAGGACACCACCAAGAGCGGCGGGAGCCUGGUCCGCAGCCUCGGCCUGAAGAACAGCCGGAGCAGCCCAUCUCUCAGUGACUCGUACAGCCACCUAUCGGGUCGGCCCAUUCGCAAAAAGACAGAGGAAGAAGAGAAGCUGCUGAAGCUGCUGCAGGGCAUCCCCAGGCCCCAGGAUGGCUUCACCCAGUGGUGUGAGCAGAUGCUGCACACACUGAGCGCCACAGGCAGCCUGGACGUGCCCAUGGCUGUAGCGAUCCUCAAGGAGGUGGAAUCCCCCUAUGAUGUCCACGAUUAUAUCCGUUCCUGCCUGGGGGACACGCUGGAAGCCAAAGAAUUUGCCAAACAAUUCCUGGAGCGGAGGGCCAAGCAGAAAGCCAGCCAACAGCGGCAGCAGCAGCAGGAGGCGUGGCUGAGCAGCGCCUCCCUGCAGACGGCCUUCCAGGCCAACCACAGCACCAAACUCGGCCCCGGGGAGGGCAGCAAGGCCAAGAGGCGGGCACUGAUGCUGCACUCAGACCCCAGCAUCCUGGGGUACUCCCUGCACGGAUCUUCUGGUGAGAUCGAGAGCGUGGAUGACUACUGACCAGCCCGGACCCCCAGCCCCUGGGCUGUAGGCCAGGGCGGCUGCGGCGGCAUGGACCGAGGGUCCCAGCCUGCAGGCUCCCCGCAGGGAGCAGAGGAGGAGGCAGGGGCGGGGUCCCCAGCACUUGUUACAAACACACGAUGCACCUUAACUCACCCACCACGAGGCACUUUACAGACUGGGGGAGGGGGUUUUCUUUUUAUUUUUUUUUUUUUAAUUUUAAACGACUUUGAAGAAAAGUUAGGAGAAGCAAAAAUAUUGUUAAAAACUAGACUCUAAACACCCCUUCCCGCUGUGAGGAUAGUGGGUGUGACGAUGGAAGGUCCACAGAGGAUUUUUGUUUUUUGUUUUUUUAAGAAAAAAGAUGAAAAAAUGAAAAAAAAAUGGUUAAGAGGCUGAAAGAAAAAACACACUGUUAUUUUGGGGCAGUGGGGACACAGGCCCCGUGGACCUGUCCUGCCUGGCCCCCAAGGCCACACUUACCCCCCCCCCCGAAGGCGGGCCAUGGGGUAACUGGAGGCUGGGGGCCAGCAGUUUGCACAGGAGGCCUGUCUGAGCCCCGCCCACGGGACCCGCUGUGAGCAGCUCCUUUCACCGGGGCUGGCUGAGGUGUCCGGGGUGGGGCCAAAGUAGCCCCUUGGCUUUGCUGCUUUGGGGGACAGUUGCACAAAUUGGAAGAGCUGCCCCAGCUCUCUGGCUGCCAUCCUGUGCUGGCCGAGUAGAUGGGAGGGACCAGGCCGUGCCAACCUCUCUGGCUGGCAGGGUGGGGCAGCAGGACUCUGACUGUGGCCCUGGUGAGGGGCAUCCCCCACCGCUGCCAUUUUGGGGGACACCCUGGGUUUGAACCUGAAAGCCCCAGCUCUCUGCCUUGCCACGUGAAUGUAUUCUUUGGGCCGCAAGCCCCCACCUCACCCCUGCCUGGCUCCUGCCUCACCUCUGUGAGCGGCGGGGGUGGAUGAUUGCUCCGGAGGCUGCAGAGAGAAGGCUGAGCUGUUUCUCCCGUGAAGGG
Messenger RNA from Rhinopithecus roxellana (golden snub-nosed monkey), 4987 nucleotides. It is a transcript of the gene GIGYF1, whose product is annotated as GRB10 interacting GYF protein 1. Gene Ontology annotation, biological process: insulin-like growth factor receptor signaling pathway. NCBI's taxonomy places the organism in Eukaryota, Metazoa, Chordata, Mammalia, Primates, Cercopithecidae. The transcript is spliced from 27 exons. Gene Ontology annotation, molecular function: protein binding. The record is from RefSeq and is a predicted model, not a curated record. Bases 775 to 3978 code for a protein of 1067 amino acids.